This is a messenger RNA of Arabidopsis arenosa, 688 nucleotides long. The record is from the annotation of a GenBank genome assembly. Lineage: Eukaryota; Viridiplantae; Streptophyta; Magnoliopsida; Brassicales; Brassicaceae.
CUUUCAGUAUUCUCUCUUCUCCACUAAUUCAGAUCAAAUUCAAGAUUCUUCUUCUUCUCAUCUCUAAGAAAAAUGGCGAGCAAUAUGGAAGUUUUCUGUGAGAUCUUAAUCGCUAUCCUUCUUCCACCUCUUGGAGUUUGUCUCAAACGUGGCUGUUGCACUGUAGAGUUCUUGAUUUGCUUGGUGCUGACAAUCUUAGGAUACAUCCCAGGGAUAAUUUAUGCACUUUACGUGAUCGUGUUUCAAAACCGUGAAGGCUCUCACGAACUCGGAGCACCACUCAAUUCAGCUUGAUCUCUUUACUCGGAUCAAUAUGUUGUUGAAACUGUAUUACUUAUCCUUUUUAUGUACCAAAUAAGUUGCUCUUCAAUUUUAUGUAUUGAAGAAUUGAGAACAUUGUCGUGCUGUUGACACAUUGCUUAUCUUUUCGUUAUAUAACUUGGUUGGAUUUUGCAAAUCAGGUUACGAACUCUGCUAAGUGUUAAUGUAUCAGAUUCUUUGCCAAAAUUUGUAUUGGCAAGAGUUUAAACUUGGGAAAUGCAGAAGCAUUUUUGAGUUGUUUAUUCUUAGGUUGAAUUCAUAUAUUGUGAUCCUCUAGGAUUAUGCCUAGAAAAGAUAGCUUUAUGUUACUUUGGCAAAUAAUGGCAAUGGUUGUGUGACAAUUGUGGAAUCAAAGUCUUAUCACAAC